CACCACCAUCUGAUCUAUCUGGUUCUCUUCACAACAGGCUCUGAAGACAUCAUGAACCCACAAUGGGAGGCAGCACCCAAAUCCUAUGCUAUUCGUGAUUCUCGACAGAUGGUGUGGGUCCUGAGUGGAAAUUCUUUAAUAGCAGCUCCUCUUAGCAACAGUGUUAAGCCUGUCACUCUUCAUUUAAUAACCUGCAGAGACACAGAAUUCAGUGAUAAGAAAAAGGGUAAUCUGGUUUACCUGGGAAUCAAGGGAGAAGAUCUCUGUCUCUUCUGUGCAGAAAUUCAGGGCAAGCCUACUUUGCAGCUUAAGGAGAAAAAUAUCAUGGACCUGUACAUGGAGAAGAAAGCACAGAAGCCCUUUCUCUUUUUCCACAAUGAAGAAGGCUCCACUUCUGUCUUUCAGUCAGUCUCUUACCCUGGCUGGUUCAUAGCCACCUCCUCCACAACAGGACAGCCCAUCUUUCUCACCCAGGAGAGGGGCAAAACUAAUAACACUAACUUCUACUUAGAUUCUGUGGAAUAAAUCCAGCCUAGGCUGUGGAUAGAGAAUCAAGCUGUUAGAGUCAUCUUAACAGACCAUCAUGUGACUGAGUUCACCAGCACUUCAGUCCAUCCAUAGCUUACCUCAUUCUUACCAUCCAAAAGCCACCUCCUCCUCCAAACAUCCAUUUCUGUACCAACACCCUCACUUGAAUUUCACUAUCCCAGAUUGAAACCUAAGAAUCACUUUCCAUUCUUUCUUGAUCUUACCCCACCAUCCACUCAGCUGCCAUGCCCAGUUUAGUCAACCACCCAAAUGCUGCUUCAUGCAACCCUCCUUUCCUAUUCCUUUUGCCAACCCAUGAUGUAGAGAUGUGGAUUCAUGACAUUUUUGU
Messenger RNA from Piliocolobus tephrosceles (Ugandan red Colobus), 877 nucleotides. It is a transcript of the gene IL36B, whose product is annotated as interleukin 36 beta. Gene Ontology annotation, biological process: cytokine-mediated signaling pathway; cellular response to lipopolysaccharide; inflammatory response to antigenic stimulus. NCBI's taxonomy places the organism in Eukaryota, Metazoa, Chordata, Mammalia, Primates, Cercopithecidae. The record is from RefSeq and is a predicted model, not a curated record. The coding region runs from base 52 to 525 and encodes 157 amino acids. The transcript has 4 exons. Gene Ontology annotation, molecular function: cytokine activity.